Messenger RNA from Cydia pomonella (codling moth), 1924 nucleotides. RefSeq lists its product as uncharacterized. The transcript is spliced from 21 exons. NCBI's taxonomy places the organism in Eukaryota, Metazoa, Arthropoda, Insecta, Lepidoptera, Tortricidae. Gene Ontology annotation, biological process: sensory perception of smell. The record is from RefSeq and is a predicted model, not a curated record. Bases 51 to 1826 code for a protein of 591 amino acids. Gene Ontology annotation, molecular function: odorant binding.
UACUGAGUUUCCGCUUGAAUACACUUCAGUUCAAGAAAACGUUUAAAGAAAUGGCGUCGAUGAACCAAGUCGUAAUCUGCAUAAUGGCAGCAUUGUGGGGACAAGCCUUCAUACCGUGUUCUGCACAAGAGGAACUAUUCCAAUUAUGGAAUUGGAUAUUUGUUGAUUGCGCCCCAUCCCAAAAUUGUGCAUUAUGGUGUAUUUUUGAGAAAAUGGGAAUUGUAGACGGGGAGCAGUACCAGAGCAGUAAAAUGUUCGAAUGGUUGAAGUUUACCGUAGAUGUACAGAUACUGACCGAAGACGAAGCCAAAAGACUCGCUGACGUGUGCGACCGUGUGAACGACGUUAUGCAUCAGCUUGAAUCGGACUGCGAUAAAAGUGACGAAGUGCGAAAAUGUUUAUCUUCGGAACUAUAUGAGAUUACAUACGAUCGAGCUAUGUACGAAAGCAGAAAGGAAGAAAAGGAAAUAAAUGACCUAAAGGAGAAAUGGAACCAUAUAAGUAACGAGUGCUCCAAGACCCAUUCUGAUGAUGAUUGUAAGGAGCUGUGUUUGAAUAAGGAAAUGGGAAUUAUAGACGAGAACGGAUUGUACGUGGAGAGCAAACAGCGAGAAUGGAUGAGGGUUGCCGUAUAUGAUGGACUUUUCACUAAAUCUCAAGCCGACCACGUCGCUGCAGCAUGCAACCGGGUGAACAGAGUUAUGUACAGGGGCUGCAAAAGAGGUGUUCAAGUGGCACAGUGCAUAGCUACAGAAUCUAGCAAGGAAAAAGAAAAUGAAGAAAAUACCGGGCCUGAAAAUAAAGAAAUGGAACCAGGCCUGGAAAGUUUCUACCUGAUUAUUAUGGAAUGCCGCAAUAUGGACCUUUCCUGUUUAAUGUGGUGUUUCUUUCUCAACAUGGGAAUUUUAUCACAAAAAGGACAGUUUGACGAGCAUAAACUGCUAGAAUGGAUGGACUUUCCCGUAGAUAUGAAGUUAUUGACAGAAACUCAAGCCAAUCGAAUCGCCGAAGAAUGCUACUACCGUUUGGACGGGAAUCAACAUGAUGAUUUAUGCGAGAGAGGUCGUUUCUUGUGGCAGUGCCUGAAUACAGCAAUAGAUAUGGUACUACAAAACACAGACGGAAAAGAUACGUAUGAGGUACCACAAAACAAAGACGGAAAAGAUACGCAUGAGGUAUUAACAUACGACAGACUUAUGUUGAUUGAUGAAUAUUGCCGCAAAAAUACAAACGAGACAUGUUUGGACAUGUGUAAAUACGAGAAACUUGGAAUUAUAAAUGAGCGCGGAUGGUUCGUUGAGAGUAAAAUGGCAGAACUGCAAAUGGUGGUGAUACUAUUCGCUGAAACAUCUGUUCCAACACACUUUAUGAAAUUAUUCAGACCUCGAUUAACACAAUUACACAAAACAUGCAACCAUGUUACAGCGAAUAAGCCUAUUACCGACUGCCAUCAAGCUAAUGAACUGCGCACGUGCUUCGAUGAAGAAAUAAAUAAGAUACUAAAUGUGGUAAAGGAAGAAGGGUAUAAGUUUAUUAAUGAUUGCCAACGCACAUCAAUCCAGAGUUGUCACGUGCUGUGUAUAUUGAAGAAAAUUAACUUAAUUAAUGAAAACGGACAGGUCGUGGAGAGUGAGUGGGUACUUUGGACCAGAAGCCUUACCGGUAGUAAAAUCACCGUUACCGAAGCCGAGAAGAUUACUAAAGCAUGCGAUCUCACGAGCAAGCAUAUUACUGAUGACUGCCGUCGAGUUAUUGAACUGGAAAAUUGCAUAGUGGAAAAGUCUAACAGAUAUAAGUACAGCGAGGGAGGAGUAAAAAGUGAAUGAAAAAUAUUAUUAAUAACAAUUGUCAUUGUAUUAUUAAUUACAAUUAUUUUAUCUGCUAACACAUAAAAUUAAUACAAUUAAAAUUAUUCUCCAUCUAA